AGAAACCACCUUCUAAAAGAAGCAGAGAUAUUACACAAAGCCAGGUUCAGUUACAUUCUGCCAAUUUUGGGAAUUUGCAAUGAGCCUGAAUUUCUGGGGAUAGUAACAGAAUACAUGACAAAUGGGUCAUUAAACCAGCUUUUACAUGGGAAAGAUGUAUAUCCUGACAUUCCCUGGUGCCUGAGAUUCCGUAUUCUUUAUGAAAUUGCUUUGGGAGUAAACUAUUUGCACAACAUGAAUCCUCCAUUGCUGCACCAUGACUUGAAAACCCAGAAUAUUUUGCUGGAUGAUGAGUUUCAUGUCAAGAUUGCAGAUUUUGGCAUGUCAAAAUGGCGUGUCAUAUCCAUGUCGCAAUCACGAAGUGAAACCUCUUUGCCAGAAGGAGGAACGAUUAUCUACAUGCCACCUGAAGAUUACAAUCCCAGUCAGAAAACCCGUGCAAGUGUAAAACACGAUAUCUACAGUUAUGCAAUUAUUAUGUGGGAAGUGAUGUCAAGGAAACAGCCAUUUGAAGAAGUUAUAAACCCCUUGCAGAUAAUGUAUAGUGUGUCACAAGGACAGCGGCUAGACUUAAGUGAAGAAAGUUUAUCAAUGGACAUUCCUCACCGAGUGCUCAUCGUAAGAUUGAUAGGAAGUGGAUGGGCACAAAACCCAGAUGAAAGACCAUCGUUCUUAAAAUGCUUAAUAGACCUUGAGCCAGUCCUGCGAACGUUUGAUGAAAUAGCUAUGAUGGAAGCAGUAAUUCUGUUAAAGAGAUCAAAGUCACUAUAUGAAUCACGAUGUAUUUACAAGAGUGGAAAGAAAGCAGAUGUGGAGCAGAUAUCUCUAAAUAUACCUCUGAAUCCCCAAGAGGAAGCAUAUUCUGGCUCCAUACAAUGCGAUGCACUUCCCCUUCGGAGCAUCUCUCCAGAUACAUCAAGACUCAAGUCUGUUCCCAAGUGUAAUAUCCUUUCAUCAGAUGGAAAUUCUGGAGGUCUACACUCUCUCAGCACUCAGAGCAUGGAUGAAAAUAUCUCUGUAACUCAGAGUGCCAAACUUCUUGUGCAUCCAUACAGUUAUUUCCCCUCAUCUGACAAGAGUAUUUCAGAUGCCUCAAAUUCUGCAUCAUGUAUGCUGCGGUCAUCACCAAUUCCUUCAGAUUUUGUUUUGGAAACCAUACAACAGAACAUAGCUCAUCAAUGGAUCCAAAGUAAAAGAGAAGAAAUUAUUGAUCAGAUGACUGAAGCAUGUUUGAAUCAGUCACUGGAUGCUCUUCUAUCAAGAUUUUUACUCAUGAAAGAAGACUAUGAACUAAUAAGCACCAAACCUACGAGGACAUCAAAAGUCCGACAACUGCUUGAUACCUCAGAUAGCCAAGGAGAGGAAUUUGCCAGAAUUAUAAUACAAAAGUUGAAAGAUAACAAACAGCUAGGACUUCAACCUUAUCCAGACAUUGUAUCUAAUUCUCUAAGACUGCAUCUUUAAAUUUAUUCUUUCUAUAUGAAACCAUGUGAAUAUUUCUUACAACAUGAUUCUUGUUUCUAUAUAGUAGUUUUAUAUAUGUAUUGCUUUGUCUUUCUUACGCCUUUGUAGAGUCUCAGAAAUGACACUGAGUUCAUCUAGACUGCAUUUGGUGAGUUACCAAUUAAUCAGUUGGAGUGCAGUCAUAAAGUCAAACACCUGACACUUGUUGACUCAAUUCAUAAAGUAUUUUGUUUAUAUGUGACAAAGAAAAAACAUUAAAUGGUCCCUGUUUUACAUAUUUUCUGUUUAUACAUAUCCUUUCCUUUCACCUCACAGGAUCGAGGAUCUCAGCUUGGAGUAUUCGUUUUUUUCCCUCCAUCUGGUCUUUCCCAUAGAGGAAGAAAAAAAUCUAGGUGCUCUAUUUCGAGGCUUGCAUGCUGAGU
Messenger RNA from Balearica regulorum gibbericeps (East African grey crowned-crane), 1886 nucleotides. The record is from RefSeq and is a predicted model, not a curated record. Lineage: Eukaryota; Metazoa; Chordata; Aves; Gruiformes; Gruidae.